CUGAAGCUGUUUGAUGACAGACGUUACUUAACUCUAUUCUCUAAAAAGUAUUUCAGAAAAUACAAUACAUAAUCAACUAUUGCGUCAUAUUUCCGCGCCGCGUGCUAGGAGCACUGUGGAGGACAUCAAACAUGAGCCACCUUGGAUUUGUAUUUCUUCUGCUCGCGCCUCUAGCCUGGUGUCUUAUUUGGGGUGCUGCAGCUCGCUCUCUGCCCGCCUGCCACGAGCAGCUGGAGUUCAGGUGUAGCGAUGGCUCGUGCAUCCAGAGAACGAGGGUGUGUGACGCACACAAAGACUGUGAGGACGGAUCAGAUGAACACCGCUGUGGUUACCUGUGGUGUAAAAAAGACGAAUUUGCAUGCCGCAGCAGACGGUGCAUAUCUCCACAUUUCCGUUGCAAUGGCGUGGACGACUGUGGCGACGCCAGCGACGAGGCUUUCUGCCAGAACUGCAGCACCCCUGGCUCCUUCUCCUGCGGGCCGUCUGACACCUGCCUGCCCAGAAACAAGCUGUGUGACGGGCGAACCGACUGCAAAGACGGGCGGGACGAGUCUCUGGAGUUGUGUGGUUUGUCUCAGCCACAUCUGCAGACUUCUCCCUCGUGUACGGCGUCUGAGUUCCAGUGUGGAGACGGGCAGUGCAUCCGCCAGACCUGGAGGUGUGACCACUCGCCAGACUGCACUGAUCGCAGCGACGAGGACAACUGUGAACAGAACGAAUGUCUGGUCAAUAAUGGAGGCUGCUCUCAUCACUGUGUGGACCAGUCGAAGGGUUUCCUCUGCGACUGCCCCGACAACAUGAGGCUGGUCGCGGACAGCCAGUGUGAGGAGAUCGACGCGUGCCUGGAGAGCGAUGUGUGCGAUCAGCUGUGUGUUCACAUGAACGGCAGCCUCGCCUGCGACUGCCACAAGGACUACCUGAUGAAUACUACGACGAGAGAGUGCAAGGCCAAAGGAGAUGAGGCUCAACUGGUUUUCACAUCUUCUAAAGGAAUACGAUGGAUAAGCAUCACUGGCACUGAGUACAGGGAGCCGGCACUACAUUUACCAGGAUCAGGGCCAGUGGCAGCUUUGGCCUCUAACCAAACACUCUACUGGGCCCGGCAAGGACAAGACUCUGUAUACAGGGUCUCCAUGGAUGGAAAGCCGCAGGAUUCGGUGUUGGUGUUGAAAGUUCAAGGUUCAGUGUCGGGCCUCGCUGUGGACUGGAUCCAGCAGCUCCUCUAUUGGACCAGUAUGGAGAGCGGUUCUGUUAACGUUGCCCUGAUGGACGGCUCUGUUCAGCGACCGCUUAUCACAGGACUGGACAAACCUUCAGCAGUUGUUGUGGAUCCUCUCCAAGGGCUGCUCUUCUGGGCUCAGUGUGGCAGCGUCCCAAAGAUUGAGAGAGCUAGCUCGGACGGCCGAGACAGGAAGACUCUGGUCACUUCCUUAAUACGCAACCCUGUCGCUCUUUCUCUUGAUAUGCCUCGUCAGCUGCUGUACUGGGUUGACCAGGGAAUGAGAAGCAUCUCCAGAGUAAAUCUAGAGGGCCGUCACCGUAAAACAGUGGUAGAGUCUAACGGUUAUCUGGACCGGCCCUUCGGACUGACUGUGUUUGAGGGUUUUGUAUAUUGGAGUGAAGAAGUGACGCGCUCCAUCUGCCGGGCCAACAAGCACAAUGGCGGCAACUUCAAAGUACUGCUGUCCAGCGUCGCCUCACCGGGUGGCGUGGUCAUCAUUCAUCCUGUUCUCCAGCCAAACGGGCCAUCUGUAUGCGGACAUACCGGGAUGGUGUGCCAGCACCAGUGCAUUGUGGACCUGCUGUCUGAGAGUCCACAUUUCAGCUGCACUCCUCCAGAAAAAGGACAAAAGAAAUCUCAAGAAAUUCCUGACAUUUCUCGCACAGUUCCUGCAUCAUUAUCUGACCCUACAGUCGCUGGAAUCAUCUCUCUUAUUAUGUUUUUUAGUGUGCUGCUGGUGGGAAUGGCUCUGUGGUGGUGGAGAGAGGAGUUCAGGCCGUCCAGGUCUCUCACUGAGCAGAGCUUCUCCCUCAAAGAGUCCCAGGACCCGCUCAUCAUUCAGGGGCCUUACAUGGGUCCAAAUGCAUGUCUCGUCAAGGAAACUCUGCUUAAGCUGGACUUGGACGGUGAAUGAAGAAUGUGCAACACAGAUGGCCAGCUUCAUCUGGUGCUGCCUCUGCCCCCGCAGUGACUUCAGGGCCGACAGGGAGAAGAGACAACAAACUCUCCCUGUUGUGUCCCAACUCUCUCUGCAGAUUAAAAUCACGCCAGAAAUGACCCGCUGGUAAAUAUCAGAGUUCAGAUGGGGGGGGGGGGGGGGCUUCAAACAGUUACUUCUGUUUUGAAUAAGUGUUAUUUUCAGCCGUUGUUGUAUGAUGUUUGUUUAUAUUCUAUUGAACAAACAUGCAUCUAUUUUCUUGUGCUUUGAAUAUCAGCACGGAUGAACUCGUUGCCUUAUUUUUCAAACCCUGUUAUCAGCAGGUUGAUGGAACUGUUUAGAUUAGAGCUGAAGCUAUUAGCUAAUUAAUCGCUUGGUUGAUCAACAGAAAAUGAAUCGGCGACUGAUUUAUGAUUUAAGUCAAAAUGCCAAGCAUGGAUUUGGUGGUUCCAGCUUCUGGUUUUUAUUUUCCUCUGACAGUAAACUAAAUAUAUUUGGGUUUUUGGAUAAAACGAGCAAUUGGGAGACUUUGCAUUUUCUAAGAUUUUUCAGACCAAACGAUUGAUUGGAAAUAUUUGGUAAUUGCAGUGCUACUGUAGAUUUUCAUUUUAUUGCUUAGUUGCACUUUCUCAACAUUUAUUCCAUCUUAUUGCAAUCACAACUAGAUUUUUCCAAUAUGAUGGAUGAUUUAUACUUUCCAACAAAAUAUUAUAUUAUAAAUAUAUAGAAAUAUAAUGAAUAAUGCAUCGUUCCACUGGUUUGUUCUUCAGGAUUUUCACUCUCUUUGUUUGUAAGUCAGAGAAAUGCAUUAUUGCAUUGUGAAUGCUUUGUUCAAUGAACAAUCUGAUCGGAUAGUUCCUUUGGAGUAAUGCGCUUAUUCACUUUCUUACCGAGAGUUAGCUGAGAAGAUACCACUCUCCUCAGGGGCGUCAAUCUUCUCAUCAAACUCUUAAGUGAAUAAAUUAAUUUAACUAUUCCGCUGAAGCUUGCAAAACUUGACUGGUUUUUUGAAAGGGCAAAAUCUUUACUCCUAAAAUCAGAUUUUGCCUGAUGAGUUCUGCAGGUGGCGCUAGAAGAAAGUUCAGUAAACCACCUAAGUCGGUAGGAUUUGUCCUCUGAGGACCAUCAAUGUCUGUACGAAAUUUCAUGGCGAUCCAGCAAAUAGUUGUUGAGAAAUCUUCACCAAAAAAUCUUUUUUUAGACCAGUUAAAUUUUGUGAGCUUUAAUCCAACGUGUAGUUACUCUAUUUUAUUUAUUUUUUUGUUCAUGUAAUCUGUUCUCCUGUACCUCGCUUACAGUAAAUAUCGUACAGGAUGUGCACACAACCACCUGUAACAUGUAAUGUAUUAUCUAAAGUUCUAAAGCUGGCCGUAAUUAUUAAUGCAGCAUUGAUGUCUGUUUUGCAGCCUAGAAGUUAAUUUGAAGUGGCCUUUGAAAGUUAAGUCGAUAGAUCGUUUCAUUCUUAUGGGGGACUUCUGCAAUAAACACAUCUGGACGUGUGGCAUUGUAACUUCCUAUGGAUAAAAUCAUCAAAUAACGAUAAGGUACUAAAGUUUAAGUUACUUAACUACUGUUUUUUUGGCUCAAAUCAGCCACAAAAAUCUAUAUCCACCCUCUUUAUUUAUUUUUUUGUCUGUAAAUGUUGGAAGAAAUGAUCUGGUGGUUCAAUGGGAACAAAUAUGUGUUUAGUUUUGUUUGGUGAAAUGUCUCCUCUUUGGAUUUGCUUGUGUGCACGGAGCCUGGUUAUAGUUUGAGUGAAUGUUUGGUUGAUCGACUUGCCUUGUUUGAAUUCAGUCUUUUUGUGUUUUUUUUGUUUCGUUAUUUUGGUCUCAAAGAAACACACUGACUGAUAUAAAUCCAUCGGCAUGGAUUAAGAGAAUUCUGUAAAUGUGCUCAAACUGCUGAGUUGUGUGGUUGGUAUUUAUUUUUAAGAAAGGAUUUUAUUUAUUUUUUUGGCAGCAUUGCAGCAAGUAUAGUACUGUAUUUGGAUAAUCUGUUAGACACUGUAAAUGAAUCAAAUAAAGUAUUUUGUUUUGUUUUCCUA
This is a messenger RNA of Cottoperca gobio, 4203 nucleotides long. Its product is annotated as low-density lipoprotein receptor-like. Gene Ontology annotation, cellular component: plasma membrane; signaling receptor complex; apical plasma membrane. Gene Ontology annotation, molecular function: calcium ion binding; hormone binding; protein binding. The record is from RefSeq and is a predicted model, not a curated record. Bases 132 to 2135 code for a protein of 667 amino acids. The transcript is spliced from 14 exons. Gene Ontology annotation, biological process: receptor-mediated endocytosis. NCBI's taxonomy places the organism in Eukaryota, Metazoa, Chordata, Actinopteri, Perciformes, Bovichtidae.